Messenger RNA from Plasmodium relictum, 1749 nucleotides. Its product is annotated as conserved Plasmodium protein, unknown function. The coding region runs from base 1 to 1749 and encodes 582 amino acids. Gene Ontology annotation, cellular component: cytosol; cell periphery. Gene Ontology annotation, biological process: protein K48-linked deubiquitination. The record is from RefSeq and is a predicted model, not a curated record. NCBI's taxonomy places the organism in Eukaryota, Apicomplexa, Aconoidasida, Haemosporida, Plasmodiidae. Gene Ontology annotation, molecular function: K48-linked deubiquitinase activity; cysteine-type deubiquitinase activity; cysteine-type carboxypeptidase activity. The transcript has a single exon.
AUGUCAUUUCUUUACAACAUUCAUUAUGAUGAGAAGAGUGAUGAAGAAGAAAACUUGAUAAUAAAGUUCGCUGAUUAUGAAACUUUUAAGUCUUAUGUAUUAAGAAAAUAUGAUAAAAUAUAUAAAGAGUCAAAUUAUGAAAAGGAAAAUAUGAACUAUUAUAAUGUGAAAUGGAUAAAUUUUAUUAACAGAAAGGUUCCUAUUUUGCUUCAAAAUAAAAGUGGACCAUGUCCUCUUUUAUGUAUUACAAAUAUAUUAUUAUUACGCAACCAGGUACAUAUAGAUAGAGAAAUUACGAAAAUUUCUCAGAAAAUUAUUGAAAGCAAAAUAAUGAAUUUAUUAUUAGAAUCUAAUAAAAAAAAUGUAAUAGAUAAUAAGUCCUCAUGCAACUAUAGAAAAAAUAUAAUAGAAUGUGUUGAAGUAUUACCUCAAUUAAAAUACGGAUUAGAUGUAAAUUGUAAAUUUACAGAUAUCCAUUCAUUUGAAUACACCAAAGGUUUGUGCAUUUUCGAUAUGCUUAACAUUCCGUUAUACCAUGGAUGGGUUAUUUCUUCUGAUGAUUUAAUUUUUUAUUCAUAUUUAAAAGAUUAUUCUUACAAUGUCAUAAUUAACAAAAUUGUUAGAUAUAAUGAAUAUUAUGAAAAAAAAAGAAAAAAAAAUUCUGUGGAAUUAUCAAAUGAAAAUUCAAAUUAUAGAAAAGAAGAAAUAUGUAAAAUAAUUAAUGCAGAAAAUUAUAUAAAUGAUAAAAAAAUAACUCAAAAUAAUGUUCCUAUAUUUCCUGAUGACCUAGAUAAAAAUUCAGAAGAAAACUUUCAAAUCAGAUUAAGUCAAAGUGAUACUUUUCAAGAGAAAAAUUAUUUCCUUCAUAAAAAUAAAAAAUCUGAAACAAAUAGUGAUAAAAAAAAUAUUAUUAAUGAUGAUAUAAAAAAAUCUCAGUCAUUAUAUUUUGAAAAAAGAAUUAAACAUGAUAAUAAACCGAAAAAUCAGGAAAUAUGUUUUUCUAGUGAGAAGAAUAAUAACAAUAACUUACCAUUUCCUAAUGAAAAUACAAGUUUUUAUAAAAUUGAUAAAAACAAACAUAAUGAUUAUUCAAAAAAAGUACCAAAAUUUCCAGAAGAUACAGUAUCCUCAAGUAAUUUAAUAGCAAAUGAAUUAUCUUGUAAAAAUUUUGAAAAUAAUGUUGAUACAUCUAUACAUGAAGUAUUUACAAAUGAUGUAGUUAGAUUAGCUAACGACAUUAAUGCUGAUAAUUAUACGGAUAAUAAUACUGAGAUUAGUGAGAAUUUUAUUAUGAAAAAUUAUAACACUGAAAUUAAUUUAACUCCUUAUGAAAUACAUGAAGCAUUAAUAAUGUCCGAAUUUCUUGAAACUUAUAAAACACAAUUAACAUUAGUAGGAUUAAAAUUGUUACAAAAAAAUAUUAACCAAAAUCAAUUAGUAGCAUUUUUUAGGAAUAAUCAUUUUAAUACUUUAUUUAAAUAUGAAAAUAAAUUAUUUUUAUUAGCAACAGAUGUAUCCUUUUUACAUUUAAAUUGCACAUGGGAAUUGUUUGAUAAUGUAGAAAAUGAUACUUCUUAUUAUGAUCAUAAUUUUGAAUGUUUAUCUAAUCAUAAAAAUGUUCAAAAAAAUAUUAAUGGAUCUAUUAUUUAUUCAGAAAAUUUUGAAAAAAAUGGAAAAAACAAAUACUGUUUGAAAUCCAACUCUUCUAUUACAAAUAAAAAAAAAAAAAAAAAAUGCACUUUUAUGUAG